AUGGGUAAAAUGCAGACGUGGCUCACCGAACAGCGACUGGUACAGAGCUCGACCCGUGCUGUGAAACCCCGGAUCAGUUACAGCAAAGAAGUGGAGGUGAAAACCACCCUGCGGGAGCUGGUCAUCUACAUCAUCUUCCUGACAAACCUCUGUGUAGUGACAUUUGGCAUGGUGAACAUGGAAAGGUACUUCCUGAACAGAGUCAUGUCCUAUGUCUUCCUGGAGGCCUCUGGGGAUGACAGUAGCGGUUUCAGCAGUAUUAAGAGCAGAGAUGAUUUCUGGAGGUUUGCAGAGGGCCCCUUGUUGGAUGGACUCUACUGGGACAAAUGGUACAACAAUGCCACGUUAACCCCCGAGAACAAGAGCUAUAUUUACUACGAGAAUUUGUUGUUGGGCGUAGCUCAGAUUCGCCAGCUGAAAGUACGCAACAACACUUGCGCCAUCUACCCAUAUUUCCACACUUUUUCAGAAGACUGCUACAGUGACUAUCAUUAUCGAGCUGAAGACAGGUCUGACUUCGGUCUAGGUAACGGAUCUGAAUGGAAAUACACCUCGGCCUCCUCACUAUCCCCGUGGUACUGGGGAUCUAUGAACUUUUACAGCAGUGGAGGAUAUAUGUUCACCUUACCUAAAUCAAAGCAGGAGAGCACGGAGAAGUUGGCAUUUCUCAGGCAGAAUGGCUGGCUCACUAGAGGAACCAGGGCUGUAUUUAUCGACUUCUCAACAUAUAAUGCUAACUUAAACCUCUUCUGUGUAAUCAAGCUGGUGGUAGAGUUCCCUGCUACUGGGGGUGCUGUCACCUCCUCUCAUAUCUACUCCGUGAAGCUCCUCAGAUACGUGGCAUAUUCUGAUUACUUACUAGCUUCUUGUGAAAUCAUCUUUUGCCUCUUUAUCAUUACAUUCAUAAUCCAGGAAGCUAUAAAAAUGGUAAAACUGAAAAAGGGAUAUUUCAGAAGUGCCUGGAACUGGCUGGAAUUGCUGCUGCUGGGGACCUCUGUCCUUGCCAUUGCCUUCAACAUCUACCGCACUGUAGAAGUGUCCCUGCUAAUGGAAGAGCUGCUGUCUGAUGACCACGUAUAUCCAAACUUCUAUUUCCUUGCGUUCUGGCAAGUCCGUUACAACAACAUGGUUGCUAUCAAUGUCUUCUUUGCUUGGAUAAAGGUACUGAUAUUUAAGUAUGUAAGCUUUAACAAAACCAUGACGCAGCUGUCCUCCACUUUAUCUCGCUGUGCCAAAGACCUCACUGGAUUUGCCAUCAUGUUCUUCACCAUUUUCUUUGCCUAUGCCCAGUUAGGCUAUUUGGUCUUCGGGUCACAAGUUGAAGAGUUCUCCAGUUUCCAAAACUGCAUCUUUACACAGUUUCGUAUCGUGCUGGGAGAUUUUAAUUUUGACACCAUAGAAUCCGCAAACAGAGUCCUUGGACCCAUUUACUUCAUCACAUUUGUAUUCUUUGUGUUCUUCAUAUUGCUGAACGUGUUUUUGGCUAUUAUAAAUGACACCUAUUCAGAAGUCAAAGCAGCCUUUCAAGCGAUACCCAGUCAAGAACUUCACCUCAGAGACCUCUUCAGACAGGCUUGCAAUAAGGCCCUUAUCAUGCUCAGGCUGAAGAAACCCCAGAUGGAUAGAAAUGCAGCAGAGGAGAGCUCGGAGAGGACUCAAAGUAAUAGUUCUGAGCUUUCCAAUGAUGACAGCACUAGUGAAAAGAGCCAUCUGAUGUUAUCAAAGCUACAGCAAGAGGAGGAAACACUGUAUGAGAAGCCUUCAUCUGUUAAGGACAUGGACACACUCACAACUCAGAGCUACACCUCCACUGCACAAUUUCAGCAGCUCUUCCGUUACGUGAUGCAGUUGGGGAGGAAAUUAAAUAAAAUUAAUGUGCGACUCAGAAGACUUGAGAAAAAAAGGGAACGACUGAGGCUACUUAAGGGUGGAUGCCACAGUAAAACACACAAGCCCAUCUGGUAA
Athene cunicularia (burrowing owl) is the source of this 1965-nucleotide messenger RNA. RefSeq names its product polycystin 2 like 2, transient receptor potential cation channel (gene PKD2L2). Gene Ontology annotation, molecular function: calcium channel activity; calcium ion binding. The coding region runs from base 1 to 1965 and encodes 654 amino acids. The transcript has 14 exons. Gene Ontology annotation, cellular component: membrane. Lineage: Eukaryota; Metazoa; Chordata; Aves; Strigiformes; Strigidae. The record is from RefSeq and is a predicted model, not a curated record. Gene Ontology annotation, biological process: detection of mechanical stimulus.